UUUGAGGUACGAAAAACUCCUUGUGCUUAUGACAAAACAUCGUAUGAAGAGGAUAAAGCUUUAUUUAACUGCCAAAGUUCCACAAAUGUUUAUCAUUGUGUAAAAAAUGAUAGGAAAAGAAUAGGUGAGAUAUGUAUACAACCUAUCUGGGUCCAACCAAACUUCUGUCCUGAAUACAUCACUGGUUCUUACAAUCUCGAUGUAGUUCCAUGUAAUGUGUCCUCUGGAUCGUGCCCAGAGGAACAGUUUCAGUCAAAUGAGGUCUACAAAUAUCCUGUAUGUUUAAAUACAACAUUUAUUCCGGAUCAGGAGAUGACGGGAGAUGAACAAGUUUCUAAAGAUAAUGUCCUACCGCUUCUAUGGAUCCUUGUUGGAGUGGUAUUAAUAUUCAUUUGUCUUCUUUUCAUUGCCUGGCGUGUUGUGUGGCGAAUUCGGCGAAAUUUCACGAGAACUUCAGAGGAGCCUUUCUACAAAUCAGCAGCGUUUCAUAAAGGAGUAAAUUUUUUAGAAAAUGGUGGAAAAUUACUUUGUUUGGUAGGACAGUGGGGGUCUGGAAAAACGUCCACAGCUAAACAAGUGUACAUAUCUGUCACCAAUACACAUCCAAUUAUUAUACAAAAUUCUUCAACAUUCGAUGUUGGUAAUCAACCCGUUAUCUUUGAUGGAGCGAUUUUAAAGGAAAUAACGAACGUUGAAAAGGAUCAGUUAGGGGAAAAAAUAAAGACAUUAUUUGAAAAUAUGUCACACUCUGGGACACAACCAUUCAUAAUCAUUACACUGGAUGAAGAUAUGGAACAUUUAUAUAAUUUCGUCAGGUCUCUUUUACCAUACAAGGAGGUGAAGUUUAUAGAUCUUUCAAAAACGUUAACAAAAGGGGAUCGUACUCAAAUAUUGCACUCACAACUUGAACGUUUCAGUCCAAAUACAGUUUUCAGUAAAGUUGAACAGCUAGCGUUAAAAGGUAAGAACCAUUCAUUAGGAUAUCCAGAAAUAUGUGUUUUGUUUUCAAGAUGUAGUGAUUUCCAAAAUGUCGGUCCAAUUGUAUUUUGUAAUCGUCCUCUACAACAUCUAAGGAUGCAUCUAGAGGACAUGCAUAAUUCAGAAGAUAAUGAAAAGUUUCUGAUGUUGGCUUACAUAAGUCUUAAUCAAAUGGAGAUAAAUGUCAACGCUCCAAACGGCAGGUUGUUUAAAAUACUAAGGUCAUGCCGCCCUGGUACCAGUGAGGAUAAUAUCAAUGAAACUGCAAAUGAUUCAAACUCUGGAACUAACAAUGAAGAUAGAAAUAGAGAAUAUUUUACAUCUUUACUAUUGAAGGAGUUUGUGGUCAGGGAAGCAGAUACAUCAAAAUACAGAUUACAACAUGAAGUUUUAAAGAGAAUGGUUCUAAUCGUGUUUGGAACCUAUCACUUUGAUAAACUGCUUCAACAUUCCAAUCAAGAAGAAUUAAAGGGAUUGAUUGAAGAGAAAAACACUCAUUACAAUCAAUUUCUCCAAGAAGAAAGAAAACCUGUUUUAGAGAUAAAGAAAGAACAUUGGAAACAAUAUCAAGCAAAAAUAAGUUUAAAAUAAAAACAGGAUUUAUCAACAUACUGUAAACGUACUACAUUUGGCUGUGUAUUCUAUUUAGCGCUUUUGGCGGAACGCGGCUUCCGCUAAUUCAAGUACAUCGCAAAAUGCAAUACAUAUAUGUAAAAGAAUAGUCACAUUUUGUAAUACGCUUAGUCAAAUCUACCCCAAUUUGUUCAAAAACUAAUUUCCGCCAAAUAUCGUACACGCCAAAUUUUAAGAUAAUGUUCAAAUUAUUUCGCAAGGAAAAAACGCAUGAAUAGAAAUGUUUUCUAGAAGUUUAGUUAUUUACACUUAAACACUUUUAAAUUUAGCGUACACAAUCUGACAAAGAUUAUUAACUAUUUUUUUUUUCUUUUACAUAUAGGUAAUUUUUUUAUAAUUUAGCAUUUUUAAUAAGACAUAAAAGAACACUCUUUGUUUUCAACUUAUGAAAGACCAGUGUGUAGUACUCACUAGUACACAGUAUAUUGAUAUAUAGUUUCUGAUAACGACAGCUGAUAAGCAUUCAGAACGGAACACAAACAGAAUUGUGAUAUAAAACAGCAAUGCAAUAUAGAAGUGCAGUAUAGAAGACUUCCAAAGAAGGAAUGUCACGAAAGACAUUAAGAAUACCGGAAAGAACAUUUCAUAUAAUAUUUAGAUAGUAAAAGAAAACGCAAUUAAGAUCUUUUAGAAGAGAAGAGGUUUAAAAUAGGAGCAACGAAAGAUAUCUUUUUUUAUUACACAAGUGCUUUAUAAACAAGAUCAGUUAAGAGAAACAAAUAUAAUUCCAAUGCAUGA
Messenger RNA from Magallana angulata, 2349 nucleotides. RefSeq lists its product as uncharacterized. The transcript is spliced from 5 exons. The record is from RefSeq and is a predicted model, not a curated record. Lineage: Eukaryota; Metazoa; Mollusca; Bivalvia; Ostreida; Ostreidae. Bases 313 to 1569 code for a protein of 418 amino acids.